Oryzias melastigma (Indian medaka) is the source of this 4056-nucleotide messenger RNA. RefSeq names its product solute carrier family 25 member 18 (gene slc25a18). Gene Ontology annotation, molecular function: L-aspartate transmembrane transporter activity; L-glutamate transmembrane transporter activity. NCBI's taxonomy places the organism in Eukaryota, Metazoa, Chordata, Actinopteri, Beloniformes, Adrianichthyidae. The coding region runs from base 955 to 1941 and encodes 328 amino acids. The transcript has 13 exons. Gene Ontology annotation, biological process: L-glutamate transmembrane transport; aspartate transmembrane transport; malate-aspartate shuttle. The record is from RefSeq and is a predicted model, not a curated record.
GGGUAGUUGCCAUUGAGACCCGGGGAGCGCCACAAUCUGUUUCAAUCAGUGUUACAACUGAGCCGAACAGAUGGGAAGGACCGUACCACUGCAGUCGCUACAGGGGGGUUCCACAUUCUAGCCAACCAUAAUAAGAACAGGGAGAUGAACGCCGCACCCCUCAGCGUCUAAAAUGCGCUCGCCGUUUAAAGGGAAUGACUGUUGAAUGACUCAAGAAGUAAAAAAGUUAAACUUGUUUCGACAAACCCAGGUGACUCGUUCUGAGAUUAGUCACACUGGCGGUUACGAUUGUUUCUGUAGUUGUGUGCCAACAUGACCCCGCGUGUCAUCAUCCGACUCUGUGUUCAGAGUCUGAAGCAGCUUUUGGAACCUUCAGCAGCAUGCACCAAACUCAGCUGGCCAGCAGAGGGCAGCAUAGAACUUUCCCUUUACAAGAGGACCAACAGUGCAGUUUGCACAUCCAUCCACGAGUGACGGCAGACCAUAUCCUGACCCUGACGGUGUUUGGGGCUGCGGAUGAACGGGCCAGAGGUUUGUGCGCAGCCAUGAGCUGUCACACGGGGAGUCACCAUGAGAGGGAGGGACUUAGGCGGCGGGACAAUGCUGGUGUUUGUGCAGCGGCCCCUGAGCGGCGGGCACUUCUCUCUGAUCGCUCUCGCUUGACUACCGCUGCUGCCCGCUCGGCUGAAGGGGGAGAGAAGUGAUCCAGCCGGCGGUGGGAUGCUUCAGCAGAGUGAGAACACAGAUCUGGUUUUCAUGUGAGGUACAACAGAGCAGAAAGGCUGGCCACCACACACACACUCAGCACUGGUCUUUCAGAGGAAAAAAGGGGCGGUGCUUCCAUCCCUCGGUCGUUGGACAGGUGAGGCCUGAUACCUGUCGGCGGCUUCGGACUUUGUGAGGACAAGAGGAAGUCGAGGAGAGGAGCUCCCGAGGAGCCCAGGAGCUGGCAGGAUGGGAGACAAGAAAGUGAGUCUCCCCGCUAAGCUGAUUAAUGGGGGCGUGGCCGGCCUGGUGGGUGUGACAUGUGUGUUUCCUAUUGACUUGGCAAAGACCCGCCUACAGAACCAGCAGGGAAUCCAAGUCUACAAAGGAAUGUUUGAUUGUCUGGCGAAGACGGUGCGCUCUGAGGGAUACUUUGGAUGCUACAGAGGUGCAGCCGUGAACCUGACUCUCGUCACACCAGAAAAAGCAAUCAAGCUAGCGGCGAACGAUGUGUUCAGGCAGAAGCUCUCCAAGGACGGGCGUUUGCCUCUGUGGGGGGAGGUCCUUGCUGGGUGUGGCGCCGGGACCUGCCAGGUGGUGGUCACCACGCCCAUGGAGAUGCUGAAGAUCCAGCUGCAGGACGCGGGGCGGCUUGCCGCACAGAGACCGGUGUCGGCCGCGGCGCAGGCUGCCGCUCCUGGUCCGGCGCCAUCGUUGGUGGCGCCUCCACCACAAGCACAGUCCGCUCCUGCGCAGCGGCCCUCCGCCACCGGCAUCACGGUGCAACUGCUGAAGACUCGAGGCCUGGCGGGCCUUUACCGGGGAGCAGGAGCCACCUUGAUGAGGGACGUUCCUUUCUCCAUGAUCUACUUCCCCCUGUUCGCCAACCUCAACGCGCUGGGCCGGGACAGCGCCGGCAACCAGGCGGACACGCAGGCCCAGGCGCCGUUCUGGCAGUCGUUCGUGGCCGGCUGCUCUGCCGGGUCCGUGGCGGCCGUGGCCGUGACGCCCCUGGAUGUUAUAAAGACCCGUCUGCAAACUUUACAAAAAGGCGCAGGCGAGGACACGUACAGAGGAGUCGUGGACUGCAUGCGACGCAUCAUGGAGCGUGAAGGCCCGUCCGCAUUCCUGAAGGGCGCAACGUGCCGCGCUUUAGUCAUCGCUCCUCUGUUCGGCAUCGCACAGGUCGUCUACUUUCUCGGGGUGGGGGAAACGGUGUUGGGGAUCCUUGGAUAGCAGCGGGAACGUCUUUGGAUCCAUGGACGUUGUUUGUAUUAACAUGCUGCACAGAAUAAACAGAUGUUUACAUACGGUUCUGCUAACCAAAGCAAAGAUUAGAGAACGAUUCUUUACUAAAAAAUGAGGCUGUAGGAUCUUACACAACAGCAGCUUAUGGUUAAAAAAGUCAUUCAUGUGCGUGUGACUAAUCUGAAGGUAUAGUCAGGGUUUCCCAGGGUGGAGCUUUGUGCAAUAUGCUGAGGGAGAUCACAUUCAGGACUUCUGCACGUAGAAUGAGGCUGCUAGGUCGAACGCUAACCCAGGGGUCUGCAACCUGACGCUCCGUGGCUCUUUUACCCUCCAUUGUGGCUCUCUGGUUGAAGUAAGUUUUUAAAAACAGUAUUUUUUUGGCCUAUAAAGUGGAUAAAGUGAAACUAAAGACUCAGAAGAGUCAAACUGUAUCUAACCCAUUCACAAACCUAGACCUUAACUCUACCUAUCACUCCACAAGGCUCCUGACUACAUUACCCAUAAUGCUCCAUCCAAUCCUUUAUCACAGAAAAUCAAUCGGAAGUCAAUAAACACAAUCAGAAUUCAUACUUAAAGCACACCAGAUUAUGAAGGGAAUUUUCAUUUUCUUUGUUAAUUUUGGGAGUUUAGUUAAUAUUUCAGCUACAUGCUGGCUAAUUUAGGCUUUUUUCUUUUAGUUUUUUAGGCUAUUUUCAAAUUCAGCUAAUAUUUCAGCUUCAAGCUAUCUGUUUGGGGGUAAAUUAGACAUCAACUUCAGCGUUUUCUGCCAUCAGCUUCAGCAUUUUUAGCUAUCAAUUUCUGAAUCUUCAGCUAUUAGCACUAGCUUCUUCACCUUACAGCAUUCACUGUAGCAUCAUCGCAGGUAGUGCCAUAUAUCGAGUUUACCAAAGUCGCACUAAAAUGUUUUGACAGGUUUUUGAUCGCUGUUUAUCACAGAAAAUCUAUCGGAGCUCAAUAAGCACAAUCAGAAUUCAUACUUAAAGCAGAUUAUGAAGUGAAUUUUCUAUUUGGGGUUUAAUAUUUCAGCUACAUGCUAGCUGUUUUUACUAAUUCAGGCUUUUUGUCAUUUUUUCAGGCUGUUUUGGGUUUUAGCUAAUAUUUCAGCUUUAAGCUAGCUGUUUGGGGUAAACUAGACAUGUUACCACAGGAUAAUUUAGCAUUUAGCUAUUAUUUUAGCCGACUAUCAGCUUCAGUGCUUUUAGCUAUCAAUUUCAUCGUUUUAAAAACAUUUCAGUAUGUUAAAGAUUUUGUGUUUAAGCAUAACACAGAAAUAACCAUCCGACACAAAAAUGAAAUGAACGUGAUAAAAAUAAGACGCGCCGUAAUUAAUGAAUUAAUCUCGAUUAACGUGAUAAUUCGAGAGCCUUAUUUUUAAUUGUGGCUCCUACUGGUCACUAUUUGACCCCAGUGAGUCUUGAAAGGCUGCAGACCCCUGUGCUAACCCAUCCCACCCUUUAUUUGGUCUGUGCAUCGUCACAUACAGUCAGAAAUGCAUUUUUAGUGAAUUUUACGUGACAUACAUGUGAGCUCAGAGGAUUGGCCACCGUCUUCAGUUUACUACGCCGCCACCCCCCACGCUGCAUGCUGUCGGUCCAAAUCUUGGAUUAAUUUGCUGCUCAGGAAGGUGCUUCCUGUCAAGCCUCCCUAAAGUCAUUUGCUAAUCUGAUUGUAAUGCUUUAAUACCCAUUUUGGCAUACAAUAAAGCUUAACACAAAGGUCCCUUCCUGCUUAGAGGUCAAAGGUCGGACUGCUGAACCGCCACGGUUCUUUCCUUCAGCUUCCUAUACGGCUUAAAAACUGACACUUGUUCUGUUUAUCCAGUGGAAUACGUCACUACAAAAUAAAAAAACAGUUUAAAAUGUCAAUCAAGGCCUUAAGGCUGUUAGCUGUUCAUCAGUGAAUGUUUAAGGAGGAACCAGGAAUGUCUGAAUUAAAAACCACAUUUAUAAGUGUUAAACCCUGAAGGAAAUGUGGCUCAGAGUUUGUUUUUUAUUGUUUUUCAUCCCAUUUUGUGAUAGUCUCCAAGUCAUUCCAGUGUCCAGAAUGUAAACAGGAUGCAGUUUAUUGGUCCACAAGCUGUAAAUAAAAACAUCCCAAACUUUA